Molecule: messenger RNA, 4018 nt
Organism: Magallana angulata
Lineage: Eukaryota; Metazoa; Mollusca; Bivalvia; Ostreida; Ostreidae
Exons: 10
Coding region: 258-2573 (771 amino acids)
Biological process (GO): signal transduction
Molecular function (GO): protein binding
Source: RefSeq, a predicted model, not a curated record
UCAAGGUAAUGUUUGUUUACAUAGUCAACAACAAAAACAACCGGAUUAAAUCAUUUACAAGUAAGGACAUUGAUAUGAAAACCAAACAAAUAGCCAAUUGAUACAGUAGAAGGAUUUUUUUUCUACAUUUUCUACUUCAGCGCACCUAGACCUAGCUACACCCUCAGUGGAUGGGUCACAGGUGAAUAAACGUGUUGAUAAGGCUGAUUUAGAUAUUUUGAGUGGUGCAUGGAUCCUGAUGGGAGUGGUUUGAUGUAAUGGGAUCAGGAGCUUCCAAGGGUAACCAGCCUACCAAAAUCCAACCUGUGGAACACCCCAUUUUAAAUCAUAAAGCACCAGAAGUGCAAAUUUCAAUUAAAACCACAGAGCCUUUAAUAAAGAAUGAUUUAACGGAAAAUAAAGUAAACAGCUCGGUGGACAAGGCAGAAAAAACAUUGGAAGUGAAUAACAAGACAGAUGUGAAUUCAACACGAGAUUUAGAUAAGAAAGUUGAAGAAAGCAUAUUAACCACAUCAAAUAUGUCUGCAGAUAGUAAAGCUGUGGAUAACUCACCUGGUCAUGAUAAAGAUCAGGCACCAUCAAAGAAGGCCGAGAAACCAACUGAGAUGUCAUCUAAAAAGUCUACUGCAGAUCAGAAUGAAGAACAAGAGAAUAAGAGUGAUGCUGAGGAGACAGAGGAAGUGUCAGAGACAAAAAAGGUCCCAUUGACAGCAGAGCAAAUUGAAGAAAAGAAAACCCAAACAUUUAAAGCUCUGAAGAAAGAUCUUGACAUUCUUUCAGACAUCGAUGGGCACUUAAAUGAAAAAGGAACUUUUGACAAAGAUUUCAAGAACGCUACAUUUAAUCUUCAAAGUCGUCAUUUUGCUUUAAAGAAAGCAAGCUUGGAUAUUGAUAACCAAUUCAAAGUAGAGCUUGGAGAUGUGUUUGUUGAGCUUGGAGGAGUGAAGAUCGUCUGUGAUGUGGUGGUGUACUGUCAAAAGAAAGGAUAUUAUAAUGAAGAGAACAAAUUAAUUCAGGGAGUGUCAAUGCCACUGAUCAAUUGUUUGAUAAUACUGUUGAACUUUACUGAUGCUAAUGCCAGGCACUGUCACUUAUUGGUGGAACAUGCAGAAUUCCUGCCCCAGAUCCUGGAGGCUUUACAGAGGCUGUUAUUAAGUCAUCUCGAGGACAGCAUGCGGGUAAAAGAUGAAAAAGCGUUGGGAUACUACCACUCAAUAAUUCACAAUAUUGCUCAGAGUGAACUCUGCAUCCAUGAGCUGAGGGAGAUGGGCAUUGUUGAGGUACUUUUACCCUAUCUCAAAUCAAGCAAAGACAAGAUCCUACUAACGACCCUGGCCAGUCUAGCAGACAUUGUGGAUGACUCGGAAGCCGCGCAUCUAGAGACCGGAGGAGACUUAUUCAAGUUUCUCCUGAAAACUUUGAAAUCCGCAAUGAAUGACCGCCAUCGAAGAUGCAAAGGCUGGUCUGCAAGGGAAUUAGCUAGAACCGUAAGAAGAAUUGCGAAGAACGAUGUUAAUAAGAAGUCUCUGGUAGCACAAGGUUCUUUGCCAGUUCUUGUGUCUUUAACAGAAUCUAGGUAUGAAGAUGAACAGAUAGAGGCUUUUGGAGCACUGUGGAUGUUGUCAUUUGACAAAGAGAACCAGGAUAUAAUGCUUCAAAAUGAAGCGGUCAUGGAAGCUCUUGUAAACUCGAGAAAAUCUCAGAACAAAAAAAUUGAGAAAUCAUGUUCAGGAGCCCUUUGGAAUAUGAGGGAAAAGCUCAGUGCCAUAGAAAAGUAUAAGGACUUGGGUAAAGAAUUCAAUAGAAGUGAAACGGAUGUGACACAAUCUAAUUCUGCUGGAAGCAGUAGAGGUCACGUGAUGCUCAGCUACCAAUGGGCCAAUCAAAAUACAAUCAAGAAGAUUCGGGACAAUCUUCAAGCCAACGGGAUCAAGUGCUGGAUGGAUAUAGAUGACAUGCAGGGCUCCACACUGAACGCCAUGGCACGGGCAGUGGAGGGGGCUGAAAUUGUUCUGAUCUGUUACUCCAAGAAGUAUCAGGACAGCCCUAACUGUAGAGCUGAGGCAGAAUAUGCCUUUCAGCUGAGAAAACCAAUAAUUCCUCUGAAGAUGGAGAGGAACUAUCAGGCCAGAGAGUGGCUCGGAUUCAUCAUUGGCUCCAAGCUGUUUUUCGAGUUUACAGAUAAAUAUCCAUUUGACAGCAAAAUGAGUGCCUUGAUUAAAGAAGUGCUCAGUCGACAGAAGAAGUCCAUCCCAGAAAACCCAGUCAUUUCCAGUACACUUCCUGCCCCUACACAGAAAGUAGAGACAUCAAGUUCAAAACCCAAUACCAAAAUUCAGGCAUCAGAAGUGGUGAAAAACUGGAAAGAAACUGAUGUUCUGAGAUGGAUGAAUCAUCACAAAUUGGCGAGUUCCAAGUUUUCUUCACUGACAGGAAUUGAGAUUGCAUUUCUACAGGUUCUGAGACAAGAGUCUCCAGAUUUUUUCUACAAAACAUUGAAUGAUAUGUUGAAGAUAAAAGAUCUUCCAACUCUGGCCAAGUUUACAUUUGCUUUAGAGGAUACCCUGGUGUAAAUACUGAAAUUCAACAUAAUGGCAAAUACAAUGAGGAUGAGAAUCAAAUGACUUUUGUCAAUCUCAAACUAUUGGGAUCUUUUAAAUGUUUUAUAAUGACAGGGCACUGAUCGUGUAAUUUUUGAUCUUCUUGAAAAGAAAAACCAAGUAAAGUGGUCGAGUAUAAAAUAUUUUCUUGCUGCGGCACCCUAAUCCUUCUUUACUGCUAAUGAAUAUUUUAUUUUUAAAAUCAGAUCAUGUCAGAUGGACAUCUUUUCUCCAGAGAGGAGUUCAUCAUAUCUUGUGAAAAAUUCUUGGUAUUGAACGGCUCCUUUGCUAAAAAUUAACCCUCCAUUAAUUCCUAUCGAGGAAUGUAUUGCUAAUGAACUUGCAUGAUAGAAGCUAGAAUAAUUUAAUGUUUUUUGACAAUUGAAUAUCUUUUAUUAUUUUGUAUUCGUACAAGAAAUUAUUUUUAUUUUCGUUGAAUAUUUGUAACUUUGAAACAAGACCAAUUUUUCUGAUGUAAAUAGGAGAAAGUUUAUAACUUUCUAAGAUGAUUGGUUUGUGUGAAUUUUUAGAUACUGUAAUAGCCAAAACAUUGGACCAUGCAGCUUUAAAAUACACAGACCUUUUAUUGGUUUGAUUCAUUAGAACAGUUUUGUAUGGUGCCAAACUUUUAUAUAUCUUUGCUGUUUAUAACUAAUCCAAAAUUAAUAAUUCAUUAAUUGUUCAUUAAAUAAUAAAUUAAUACAAGGUUAACUUUUUAGGGGUAAUUUUUACAUCACCACUGACCAGAAACUACAAACGUCCUAAUAUAUGGGGUUAACUUUUAUCUAUCAAAAGUGUCAAAUUUGACAUAUGUGAAAGCAACUCCCAUUUAAUACCAAAGAGAAAUAUCUUAUCUUCAUAAUCUACUGUAGUCUUUUUUUGUUAUCAUAUGUAAAUCUUUCUUAUAAUAUAUGAAGCUGUGUCCAGGGUAUACAUUUAUUUAUAUUUAUACUUUUUAUACUUUUUCUUUUGGUAUAUAUUUUAUAUAUUAUUUAUAAUUUAUAAUAUAGAUAGAUAGAAUAUAUUUGACGUCAUCUAUAUAACUGCCGUUAGGUUAGCAGACAAAUUGAAAAACGCUACACAUUAAAAUCAUUUGUCUGCUUUCCUGAGGAAGUAAAAAGUUAUUUAUCAAUACCAAUAUUUAUAUUCGUUGAUGGCCAUAGAUUAUUUUGAAAUAUCAUUAAUUUAUUAAUCAAGGUGUGAUGUCCCUCAGAUAAGAGAGAUAACUUCUGUAGAAAAUAUUUAUACUUUUUUUUCUGAUAACUCACAAUUAUGAAGGCAUGCAGCAACAAGAGAGGCGGUACUUGGCCCAAUUAUUUUGCUGAAAAAAGGCGACAUUUAUUCAAAUUAAAAUAUUAUAAAGAUGAAAUCUCAACGGAACGAAUUUAACUCCAACUUUUUUCCCGGGGGGGGGGGGG